AUGAGCACCAGCGCCGCGGCGGUGACACAACGUCUGGCACCGAAACGACAAACCCUGGAUGAGGCAUAUGCGCCACCGGCAAAUUUCCUGGAAAUUGAAGUGAUCAAUCCCAUCACACAUGGAGUUGGAAAAACACGCUACACUGACUAUGAAAUUAGACUACGAACGAAUUUGCCUGUGUUUAAGAACAAAGAAUCGAGUGUGCGCCGUCGUUAUUCUGAUUUCGAGUGGCUACGAUGUGAACUAGAGCGUGACAGUAAGAUUGUUGUACCGUCUUUGCCAGGCAAAGCACUGAAACGACAGCUACCGUUUCGCUCGGAUGAUGGUAUUUUCGAAGAAUCUUUCAUUGAGGAAAGGAGAAACGGUUUGGAGCAGUUCAUCAACAAGUAUGCCUCCUUUUUUGGUUCUUCUUAUUCAUAUCGUCACUUAUUCGUUUGUAUUGCUGGCAUACAGCGCGAAAGUAAAUGCACCUCUCAUUUCCGUCUGGAAGAGUGA
Molecule: messenger RNA, 495 nt
Organism: Gongylonema pulchrum
Lineage: Eukaryota; Metazoa; Nematoda; Chromadorea; Rhabditida; Gongylonematidae
Source: the annotation of a GenBank genome assembly